Messenger RNA from Biomphalaria glabrata, 405 nucleotides. Its product is annotated as serine/threonine-protein kinase fray2-like. Bases 1 to 405 code for a protein of 134 amino acids. Lineage: Eukaryota; Metazoa; Mollusca; Gastropoda; Planorbidae. The transcript has a single exon. The record is from RefSeq and is a predicted model, not a curated record.
AUGCUGGCGACCUCCGUCAACGCUUUCAAGAUCUGCUCCGGCGAAAGUUGGCCACUUGUAUGGACAACACGUAGUAGCAGAGACUACAGCAGAGACUACAGCAGAGACUACAGCAGAGACUACAGCAGAGACUACAACAGAGACUACAGCAGAGACUACAGCAGAGACUACAGCAGAGACUACAGCAGAGACUACAGCAGAGACUACAGCAGAGACUACAACAGAGACUACAGCAGAGACUACAGCAGAGACUACACCAGAGACUACAGCAGAGACUACAGCAGAGACUACAGCAGAGACUACAGCAGAGACUACAACAGAGACUACAGCAAAAACUACAGCAGAGACUACAGCAGAGACUACAGCAGAGACUACAGGUCAUAUAUUCGAGAGCCAGUGAGAUGA